UGGAAACACAACCGCUUGUCUCCUCUCCUGCAGAGUUAAAGCCUGCUGCCAGGUGCAGACUCAGAAAGGUUGUGUGCUGCACACAACCCCAAGACAACAUUUUCAAGCAAUAUUUGCAAAAAAAUCUAUUGUGCGUUGUUGAUGUGGAUGCAAAUGCUGGAUUACUCUGCUGCUUUUAGCUGCUGGUCAAGCUGGUGAAGGCAUGCCUUUCCAGUUUUCCCAAUGGCACGGCGGUCACAAAUCCAGGUUCUCCACUUCCUUGAACAGUCAACACUGGAGGUUUCUGAAGAGCAAUUUGGAUUAUUCCAGAGAGGACUUCCUUCCUGUAAAUGAGGGUAUCAUCGCCCAGCCAGCGAGGAGACCUGACCCUCUUCUUCCCUCCGAGAAACCCAAGAAUCUUCUCAGAGCAUCCCAGAGAUCCAGAAAGGUGCUAACUGAGCCACAGAGCUACACUUCGAAGCUCAGCCUGAUGAGCCAAACCCGGAAGGACCAGGUUGCUCAAGUUGAGUAUUGCCUCAGCCAACAUCCCUUAGCACUCUACCCAAGUUUUCAAGAAAGCAUCCCUGCAGAGCUUUUCAGGGAAGUCAUGAGCAUCCUGGACCCAGAGAUGCUUCCUACUGGCCAAGAACGUGAUGCCAACCUUGAUGGAGAACCCUGUCCUCUGUCUACAACGCCAUCCCUCUUGGAAAACAAAAGAAACAGGCAAACGAGGGCCAGACAGGUCAGCUGCAAGGACGCAGAAAACAAGGCUCCUUACACCUGGUUCUCCCCCACAAAAGUGGCAGCAAGAGAACUGAAGGCCAGGUUGAAUUACGUCCCUCCCCUCGACGAGAAUAUCAAGAGAGCCACCAAAGAACUUUGUGACGGAUUCAGUGCUCUAGGCGGAGAGAAGUACAACAUAGAUGAAGACACAGUCCUAAGUAUGUUUGAUGCGGGUUACGAGACCACCGUCCCGAUGUUUCAUCCGCUUCGUGUUGAGGAACUCCGUGAUCUACCAAUGGAUCUAAAGAAGCACCUUGGGAUGCUACCUUCUCGGGCUAUUAGAAAGAAACUUGAUCAGGAAAUGGAAUCUUCCAAGGACCCUUACCAAUCCAGAUGGAAGAAGAUCAGAUAUGGGGCUUGGUAUCUGGACCCCAAGACAUGGAAAAAACAGGAUGUGAAUGAACCUUUAGAAAACUCCAAAGAGAGCAGCAUCAAGAAUUCCAGAAGGUUCUUAAGGGAAGAGGAUGCCGAGCUCAUACAACUUCAUGGAACUCAUGCUUUCCGGGAAUUUCUUGUAGAAAAAGGUUAUCGGAUACCAGAGUUUUUGCAGCGGGUGCUGGAGGAACCGAAUGGGCUUCCACCCAAAGUGGGGGCUUUGAAGAACACCAAGGAGGAACCCCAGAGGUGCAAAGACUUCCAAGAAGAUUAUUCAUGAAUGAUGGGAAUCUAACACAAAGAAUCCAGGGACCAAGAGAAUGGAAGCUGACGAUAGCUCUAUCCGUGAUGUUAUUUGAGCAGGAAUUCUGAGGACGUGUACCUGAACGAAAUUUUCUGAGCAAUACCUGGGGAGGGUUCCCUACAAAAUCCUUUGCCUCUUUUUUUUUUU
Crotalus tigris (Tiger rattlesnake) is the source of this 1588-nucleotide messenger RNA. Its product is annotated as protein FAM47E-like. The record is from RefSeq and is a predicted model, not a curated record. The coding region runs from base 203 to 1417 and encodes 404 amino acids. NCBI's taxonomy places the organism in Eukaryota, Metazoa, Chordata, Lepidosauria, Squamata, Viperidae. The transcript is spliced from 8 exons.